CCAGAGACUGCAACACACCAAACAGACCUUUCAGAAAUCUCAAAUCAAGUGGAGCUUUUUCUAAUCAGCUCAAGAGGCAAGCGGUCUUUCUCAACUCUCUCUCCGCUUAAAUGUUAAGCGCCAACAACCGAGCGCCGAGAGAAGGGAGAAGUUAGCACGCCAGACGCCACUCGACGCCAGCAGCCGGCCCCGGCCGCCAGUUUACUAGUAUAUUUUGAGUAGAGAGGUAUGGUUAGUCCUCUAACCGGCUUCUGCAAACAUCGCGCGGUAGGUCUCUUCAAACGUCAAACUUAAGAUUUAAACAACUAGACAGACGAAUGGACUCAAACGAAUAGUGCUUGUUCAAUAAAUUACUAAUAUAAAGUUUUGAUUUUAAAUAAUUAAUCGUUUAUAAAAAGUGAACGGUUUCAUAAUAGACUUGUUUAAAUUUCGCUGGCGCCUUACAGAAUUGAAAAUAAACAUUCGGAAAGUUUGGUAAUAAUUCUGGAACCGUGUGAUUAGCGGAUUGAAUUAGAGAGACCUACACUCAAAAUGACUUUGGCGAUUUGCGUUUAUUAUUUGGUUUGGUAUUGUUUGUCUUUCUUCAGUGGAUUAGUUUCGGCUGAAGAAGUUGUUAGUGUAAAUAAACCGAUAGUGAAAUCUGCGAAACCUUGGCAUUUUUCUUCAGAAUAUGUGCGAUGUUUUUGCAACUUACCAUCCUGCGUAAUGACCGGCUACAUGUGCAAAUCUAGUGGAGGAGGAUGUUUUUCUGAUGUUGCAUUCCAAACAAACAACGAUAAGGGUCGUCAUGGAUGUUUAGAAUUACUAGAGAAAAAAUACAAAUGCCACGGAAAAUCAGGAGCGCAUGAAAGAACAACUUUUAGAAGAAUAGAAAAUACAAAAUCACAUUUAAUGUGCUGCCAUCAUGACAUGUGUAAUCAUAUAGAAAGUCCCCAAACCAAAAAUCUUAUUAAUAGUACUUUAUUAGAUGAUUCUGUAGAAGAAACGGACAGCAGAUACCAACAAAAGCAGGAAACUUUUCUGUACUCGGAUUCAGAAGUAUGGUUUAGAGCAGCCACAAUUGCUGUUCCUAUAUGCGGAGCUGUAAUUCUUUUUGUACUCAUAGCGUUAGCUGUCAAAAUAUUAAAGAGCGAACACCAGAAUUCUGCUAUUAACAAACUGGGACCAACAUUGUACAUCCAACCGAUUUCCAGUCACAAAAAUUCCAAAGAAAAACACAACCAGGAUAAUUUUCACAGAACAUACGACAACCUUCUUCGUAAAGACUACAUAAUUUCACCGCACAACAACUUUUACUGUAACCACUCAGGGGAUUAUCAGCCGCAGUUCCAUGAACCACUCAUUCAAUGUGAAUCCAGUACUAGCGGCGAGGAGAAAAAAUCAAAUCACGCAAGAUAUAAUCUCAUCAACUAUGAAGAAUCCGGAAAAUCUAUUAUUUUGGAAAUAGAAAAGGAGAAACCGCCUUGUUCUCAAGUUAACGAUUCGAACAAUAGCAAAUAUGCAGAUAAUGUAAAUAAGUUUUGUGUUGAAAAAACUUUUUUAUCAUAAACAAGUCGAAAUGUCUUCCCAUAGACUGAACAUUUUUAAAGUUAUUGUACUUAUUAAUAUUUUUAUAUGAAUUGAGAGGGAAGAUGACAGAUUUAAUGGAUUAUGUGUCUAGAAAUAAAAAAUAUUCAAGUUUAUAUAAAACAAGCUACUUCCGAGAUUUGAGAAUACAAUAUUUCAUCACAACACAUCUUCCAUUUAAUUCUAGGCUGUGAAUUAAGAUCCAUUAACUGUUAAUUAUUUACCAUAUAGUUAUUGGUAGGUAAUAAGAUAUAUUAGUGCGGCGAAUUUUCUGUUCUACUGAUAGUUAAAUUCUACCAAAAACAAACCAUUCUGUCAUUGAAUUUGACAUACGUUUUUUAGUUUGUUUAAAUAAUAGAGAGAUAUUGCAAAUUUCUGUAACGCCAGCCACUAUAAAUUCCAUGCUAAAAUCAGGCUUAUUGCAAACCUGAAAUUUUGACGUUAGAAUCAUUGUCCUUAUACUUAUUUCUAAUCUCAUUUCAAUAACUUUAAAUUAUAGUUCCUUUUUUGUUAUCUAUAAUAAUAUUGAAGAGGCAUUAGAAAUUAUAAUUUUAUAUUAAAUAUUUAAUAUUAAAAAACUUCGAAUGGAUACGAAUGUCGGCGAGCGCACUCGAAAGCUUUAAAGCAGGGGCGUGCGAUCCAUGGAAGCGGGGAAAGCACCGCUUCCCUACACUUUGAGAUUUAAAAAUUAUUUUUUUUCAGUUUACAAUGCAUAGAAAUUAAUAUUAAAUUAGGUACUAUAUUUUCUCUGAAACAUUACGUAAACUUCGUAAAUGUACUAACAAUUCAUUGGUGUAAUGUGUAAACGCACGCACUCAUGAGAAAAUUAAUUGGCGGAAGCGCGUCUUGAAAAAGCCGGCUCGUCUUCCAAUUGAUUUCGCUUCGUGUUAUUGACCCUUUGCUUUGCUGCGACAGUAGUCAGUCUAUUUGGAUACAUAAAAUACGGUCGAGAGGCAGCGAUUUUUACGUCGCCUUACGCAUAUUACAAUUCGCACCGCGAAUCGACGUGGGAGGAAAAUCGUAGACUUCAGAUAGAUUUCGGUUUGUUUUUCGUAGUUGUUUUUCUUUUUGCAAAAUGGAGGAACUAUGCACUGUGCCUGUGAGCAAUAAUAAUGUGGUAAAUUGUGUCUGUAUUGUGUGGGCAUUUAGGAAGCCUUCAAGCUAAAGUGAAAGAGAAGUUUAAACAUGCAAUUUUCGUUCACUAUAUAGCACAUAGACUUAAUUUGGUUUUAUCGCGAAGCAUGGAUAGAUAAUAUUAAGGAUUGCAAAGUUUUCUUUUCGACGCUUAGUGGUUUGGCUUCCUUCUUUUCAAAGUCAUCGAAAAGAACUCGCGCUUUGGGCAUUCACGUUUAAAAUAGGUUUCCAAUAGUUGCUCCGACGCGAUGGAACUACAAUGGACGUUUAGUGCAAACAGUGUUUCAAUACCGUGAUUCUUUGAUACACUUUUUUCAAGACGUUUGGGAUAAUAAUGAAACAUGGGAUGCUGAAACUGUUACUGCCGCUAAAGGGUAUUUGCAUUGGCUCAAACAAAACUUUGAUUUCAAUUUUUUGCUCAACAUUUUUGCAGAGAUUUUCCCUUUUACUGACAUUUUAUUCGACAUUUUACAAAGUCAAAUGACAUUGGCUUUUGCAAUAAACAAAUUGAUGAUUUAAAAAUAAAAUUAAUAAAAAACGAGAUCAGUUUAAACACUUUUGGAAUAAGACUCAAAACAUUGGCCUUAGAACCUGAAAGAAAGAGAAUUAGAAUUGAUAAUGUCGGCGACAGAGAGACCUCCUAUCGUCGAUUAUACGCCGACAUUUUUGAUAAUAUUUUACAACAAAUGAACUCUCUAUUUCAAAACUUUAACGAAUUAAAAUUUGUUGAAUUGUGCAAUUUUAAUUAGUAACUACGAUUCAUCAAAAUUUCCAUCGGAAGCUUUUAAUUCACUAAAAUUAAAUUAUGGAAAUGUUUUCGAUAUUCCAGCAUUAAAGUCCCAGUUAAGUGUUGUUUAUGAAACAACUGAAAUUAGUGAUAAAAAGACGCCCAUCAAUGUGUUAAAUUUUCUUAUAACAACUGGUUUAAAUAAGUCCCUUUGUGAAGUCGUCAAGUUGUGUGAAUUAGUACUAACCAUCCCAGCCACAAGUGCGUCAGUUGAGCGAAGUUUUUCAGCUUUAAAGCGCAUUAAAAGUUUUAUACGAAAUUCAACAAGUGAAAACAGACUCUCUAAUUUAGCCCUAAUAUCCAUUGAAAAACAGCU
Messenger RNA from Psylliodes chrysocephalus, 3803 nucleotides. The record is from the annotation of a GenBank genome assembly. NCBI's taxonomy places the organism in Eukaryota, Metazoa, Arthropoda, Insecta, Coleoptera, Chrysomelidae.